Messenger RNA from Lolium rigidum, 843 nucleotides. RefSeq names its product polyphenol oxidase, chloroplastic-like. Gene Ontology annotation, molecular function: oxidoreductase activity. Bases 1 to 843 code for a protein of 280 amino acids. Lineage: Eukaryota; Viridiplantae; Streptophyta; Magnoliopsida; Poales; Poaceae. The record is from RefSeq and is a predicted model, not a curated record. The transcript is spliced from 2 exons.
AUGGAGAGCUUUCGCAUGCCAUGCAGCCUACAAACCCUUGCGCGGCGCAACCUUCUCCUGCACUACCGCAAGGAGGCGAGGCAGCCACGGCGUCUCUCAUGCAAGGCAACCGGCGGUGGCCGUGUCGACCGACGUGAUGUGCUCCUCGGCCUCGGCGGAACCGCGGCUACCGGACUGGCAACAGGCCGAGGCGCCGCGAUCGGCGCGCCCAUCGAGACACCUGACCUCCGUAGCUGCCAACCGCCCGACCUCCCCGACACAGAGCCGGACACUAACUGCUGCCCGACGUACGGCACCGGCAUCACCGACUUCAUGCCGCCGCUGGCAUCCUCGCCGCUCCGUGUGCGUCCGGCGGCGCACCUGGUGGACGCGGAGUACCUGGCCAAGUACGAGCGCGCGGUGGCGCUGAUGAAGGAGCUGCCGGCGGACGACCCGCGCAGCUUCGAGCAGCAGUGGCACAUACACUGCGCCUACUGCGACGGCGGGUACGACCAGGUCGGCUUCCCGGACUUGGAGCUUCAGAUACACAACUGCUGGCUCUUCUUCCCGUGGCACAGGUUCUACCUCUACUUCCACGAGCGGGUCCUUGGUAAGCUCAUCGGCGACGACACGUUCGCGCUGCCGUUCUGGAACUGGGACGCGCCGGGCGGGAUGACGCUGCCGCCGAUCUACGCCAACAGUUCGUCGCCGCUAUACGACGAGAGGCGCAACCCCGCCCACCAGCCACCUGUGCCGCUGGACCUUGACUUCAGUGGGACUGACCCCCCCAGCAUCCCAAGAGAUCAGCUGAUCGAUAUGAACCUGAAGAUCAUGUACCGCCAGGGUGCACCAUGUGGGUUCUAA